UUCUUUAGCUUUCAAGAACCAAUGAUCUUUUCAGCUUUCACCUUUUUUUCAGAACCUCUCGCUUUCUCCUCAUGAUUUUCAGAGCUCUAAUGGGAUCAGUCACCGGUCUCUCUCAUGCUGAACCGCUCAGGCGUUGACCUGCUCCUGACUGGACUGCCUGAUAUGGCGGAGGCCAGUGAAAGACAGGCCCAGGUGAUAAAGAACCACCACUUCAGUCACCUGCAGAGGAGUCUGGGCUGGUGUCUGAGUGGACGGACUCUGGGUUCUCUUGCUUCCAGAACUCCAGUAGUACCUGUAAGGCUCUAUAAAAUACCACGGUUCACCCUCCCGGUCACACCUGUGUCCAGCUCUGGAGAUGAGGUUGGACUGAAGGCUGGGGAAAAACCUCAAAUAAUGUGGGACUUGGAAUACCCAGUAAUAGAGAACAAUGCAACAGCAAAGACUCUGCAGGAGGAACAUAUCGCACUUCGUAACUUCUUCAAAACGCUCACUCAUCUGAGGGGAAAAGAGCCAUCGUUUCUGCACGGAGAAUAUGUCAGCCUUUUCAGUUCACCCACUUCAUUAGCAUUUGUCCGCCUCUGGGAUCAGAACGAACGCUUCCUUACUGCCAUGAACUGGGGAAAUGUCCCUGUAACUAUGAACCUCACUUACAGAGACCUGCCGACAUAAGCUCAGGUUCACCUCACCACAGAUGCUGUGAAUCAAGCCGUGGAUAGCAUCUCCUUAGAGAAGUUUCAGCUUGGGCCCAAACAGGCUGUUCUGUUGUCUUAUCCUUAUGCUGGUUAGACACACAUAUGCAGAUCCUCACAUAUCGUCUCAGAGUUUGUUUUUCUAUGAGGUCUCAUAAAAUAAUGUCUUUUUGCUCUGUGAAGUUUAAGUCUAAAUAUUUAAAAUCUUAAAGUGAUUUAAAAAUAACUUUUUUUCAGUCGUGUUUAUUCAAUUUGACUUCUCUUAUCUACUAAUAAAGUUGAAUAAAAAGGUUUUCCAUGUCUGCUUUCAGUGCAAAGACGUGUUUAUAUAAAAUCACCUUAAAAAUAAUUCAAUUUAACUACAAAAUCUGAUAAAUGUUUACUUGUCCUUUUUUACAUCUGUGUAUUUUAGAAUGAAAAAACUUGACGUUGUGCACACAAUAUAUAA
Molecule: messenger RNA, 1137 nt
Organism: Cyprinus carpio (common carp)
Lineage: Eukaryota; Metazoa; Chordata; Actinopteri; Cypriniformes; Cyprinidae
Product: amino acid transporter heavy chain SLC3A2-like
Biological process (GO): amino acid transport
Source: RefSeq, a predicted model, not a curated record